This is a messenger RNA of Alosa alosa (allis shad), 1223 nucleotides long. It is a transcript of the gene dnaaf19, whose product is annotated as coiled-coil domain containing 103. Gene Ontology annotation, cellular component: outer dynein arm. The record is from RefSeq and is a predicted model, not a curated record. Bases 199 to 1008 code for a protein of 269 amino acids. NCBI's taxonomy places the organism in Eukaryota, Metazoa, Chordata, Actinopteri, Clupeiformes, Clupeidae. Gene Ontology annotation, biological process: determination of left/right symmetry; inner dynein arm assembly; epithelial cilium movement involved in extracellular fluid movement. The transcript is spliced from 3 exons.
GGUUGUUACCAUGGAUACGUGUAUGUCAACGGAAGUGGGGCUAAAGUUGCAUGUUGUACACUGACCAUUUCUUUAUGUGGCUCUAGUAAAUUGGGUUUCUUCUCGAUAAUAUUCGUUUGGAGAUUAAAUCCUUACAUUGAGAGAGAUCCUGCUAACUAUCGAUACGUUUUUGUUGUUCAAACCCAGUUGCGGAAAGAAAUGGAGGAGUCGGAAUUCGUGAUCAAUUUCUCGGCCCUAGAAAAAGAGUUAGAGUCUGCUGUGGAAGCUGACAAGAAAUAUCGUCGCGAAAAUGAUGCAAAGUUCAGGGCUUUGCAUCAGAAAGUUGCCACCUAUGAGGAAUUUAGAGAUAUUGUAUUAGCAUCUCACCUGAAACCCUUGGACAGGAAGGACAAAGCCGGUGCUCCACGGAAGCAGCCCUGGAACGCGGUAGCCUCUACGAAGAGCUGUCGCGACCCCCAGACUUUUGAAGGGAUCCAGCCCCAGCCGUCUGACUUCCAGCCCAGGACAGCGUCGGAGUUCAGCCGGGACUGGCGGAGGCUGGGCAGCGGUGUUGGCGAGAAGUACAGUCUGCUCGUCUCCCUGGGAGGGGAGGUCCUGAGGGGCAUCUUCAGCGCAGAGGUGGGCUUUGGCCUGCUGGGGGAGCUGCUGCUCGUUCUGUCUCGGGGCUUCCAGCCUGCGGAGUGGCCAGUGGUGGUGGGGGUGCUGGACGGCCUGUUGAGGACGCCACGAUUCGGCCUCAACGUGUCCUUGCUGAGCAAGGGAGAGAAGGGGGCCUGUGAGGAGCUGUUCCGGAAAAUUCAGAAGGCAGUGGACAGCAAAGCGCAGUUUGAUGUCAGUCAGAGGGCUGAAAUACCACCCAGCGAUACUACAGCAGUCAGCGAUGCUACAGCAGUCAGUGAGGACAGCGGGUGUGGAGAUCAGGGUGUGGAAACAGUAGAAAAUGACAAUCCUCAUGAACAAUUGAAACAUUUAAUGCAAAUCUAUGGUGUUCCUAGCAGUGGUCCAUAGACAGGUUGGGAAUAUGAGGGGGUAGGCCACCCAUGGAUGGAUUUACAUACACUGGUGAUGACAUGAGCCAUUAUGGAGAAACUAAGAGCUAAAGUGGUCAGAGGGCUUAUUCAUAUCAGUCUUACCUUAGAUUUUUUGUGUGGUUGUGUUCUCAGUUACUUUCUCAUGAACUGAAACAGUGUAGUGGUUUGGAAAAUUAAAUACUUUUUCAUGAA